ACAAUUUAAAAAGAUUAUUUAAUUGAUUAAAUACAUUUACAGUCUAUGAGAUAUGGAUUUGGACUCAGUUUACCCAGAUUUAAAUGCAUUGACACGCAGCUUGGCCAAAUUAGUUUACGAGGAUCUAUUAAAUGAUGAACGCCUAAGCAACAUUAAACCGCAGUUUGAACAAAGUCUUAACGUAUUUUAUUUAACCGCGGAUAAGGAGACGAUUAAACAGGUUGCUUUUAUACCCCUACCACACUCGAAGGACAUCGAUUUUGGUCUAAUAAAACUGCUGCAACAGAAACUGGAGAGUAGUAGGAUCUGUGUAGCCAUUGUUGACAACACAGGCAAUAUAUUGUAUUACCAAAUCGAUGAAGGCUUCAAUUCAGAUACAUAACAACAACUGUAUCCAAGAUCAUUACACACUCUCUUCUUCGAAUUUAAUAAAUUGUAUAUAUUAUUGAC
Molecule: messenger RNA, 450 nt
Organism: Drosophila innubila
Lineage: Eukaryota; Metazoa; Arthropoda; Insecta; Diptera; Drosophilidae
Gene: Tsen15
Exons: 3
Coding region: 53-382 (109 amino acids)
Biological process (GO): tRNA splicing, via endonucleolytic cleavage and ligation
Molecular function (GO): nucleic acid binding
Source: RefSeq, a predicted model, not a curated record